GAAAAAAAAGAAAAUACACAAUAAUAAUAACAGGAUGAAUCUCGCUGUGGAUAGACUAGCAGCCCUAGGAUGCAGAUUUCACAAUUGGUCAGCGACUGGUGCGUGAACAUUUUUAGGAUUAACCCUCAGCUGAACGAGUUAACACGACAUUCGUUGGAUGUGUCGACUUCACGCGUGUGCUUGUCGUUUGCCUUAUGUCCUUACUCUAACAUUUGUUUCAAUGGUAUGCAUAAACUUGAAAAUUCUGCAAGCGAGACUCUACAAACGAAAGAAAACGAAAUAUCCGUGAAGUCGUCGAAUAAAACCCCGCGACCGGAUGGCGUAUUGCAACGAUCGGCAAGCGACGGACAGUUACGGAAAUCCAGCCAAGUAGACAUAGCCGACACUUACCAAAUCAUCAAUAUCGCCAGCUGCAUGCGAUAUUUCCAUUUUCCUUUCCCACAUUUAUUAGAAUUCGACAGCAUCAAACGCCCUUUGAACAACGUCGGCAACAACCAGAGGCGGCUCUCCAAAUCUGGUAAAUCGGCCAAACCGUUUUUAGUCGAGGUGAAAACCGAGAGCGACAGGAACAGAAAUCCGCAGCCCGCAGACGACGAGUCGAGCGCCCACUCCCAGGUCUCUACGCUGGCAUCUGACCUCUCCAAUCAAAUGACCCCGGACAAGAUCCACUUCCAAAGCACGCGGAUCAUCGAGUCCGAGGUGGACCCGGCCAACUACAGGAAGAUCCUGGCCCUGGCCAUGCGACAAAGGGUAUCAGGGGCGUCGCACAAUGUGGAUGUGACGAAAGGCCGCGUGCAUUUCUCCUCCGAUUUGGAUGUAUGCGUGUAUGAGUCAAACAGAUAUAUAGAUUUUGCGAGGUGGCUGUGUUGCUGUUGUUGUAAGAAACCACCCCCCGUGGUUGUGACGGACGCACGUCCACGGAACAGUAUCCUCAACGUUAAAGACAACAUGCUGGACGCAACCAUCGCCCACGCAUGUGAGCUGAAAGAUCAGCCAAAAGACAAUGUGGUGGAGGAACCCAAGGAGAAAGAUAUCAGGUCCAUAUCAGACGCAACCACGGAGAGUUAACAUUAAAAAGUGUAACCUGUUGAAAUGUGAGAUAACAGAACAAUAUAAAAGACAGUUUUAACCAGCGUUAACAGUAAAAACUAGGAGUUAUAAUGACGAAAGAGACGAAACAAUAUAAAAUAAUUUAUGUUGUCACAUUCUAGGAUUGGAUUGGAUAAGUUAUUGUACUUAUUUUUAAAAAUUAGGUGUGUGUGUGCAGUGUGUAUGGUUAAUUUAAAUGUUUCUUUCUAGAAUCUGAAAUCGUUUAUAU
Physella acuta is the source of this 1318-nucleotide messenger RNA. RefSeq lists its product as uncharacterized. The record is from RefSeq and is a predicted model, not a curated record. NCBI's taxonomy places the organism in Eukaryota, Metazoa, Mollusca, Gastropoda, Physidae.